CUGUUAGUCUCGAUCUUAGUACAAAAUCGGAUUCUUAUUACACCCCAGCCGGGGCACAGCAGUGUAACAACAAAGUCGAUUCAUUGGGUGAUGUGAUUGUUUCUGAUCACGCCUCUGUCCUGCUUCGAGCCAGCCAGCACAACACCUCAGUUUCAACUGUGUGUGGUUGAGACGAGUGAGUGGACUGUCACCUCGUGAAGCCAUCUAUCUUCUACUCCUUCAAGAUAAACAUCGAAAUUUCCAACAUUUGGACCAUUACUGUGUCUCGUCAGUAUCACGUUGUUCUCACCUCUGGCACGUGUCGUAUGGGUGUGUCCCUUGCUUUUUGCGUGUUCGUGUGUGGUAACCGUAUGUACAUCUUUUGCUUACCGCUCGCGUUUUUGUCGCAUAAUCACAGUCGUUUUGCUUUUUCGCUUCUGAACUUUGCGCGCGCGCUCUUGUGCGAUCUGAUUCACUGCAGAUACAUCAGUUGCGCAUUCUACUUUUACCUCCGAGGCACAGCGUUUGUUUUCCCCUCCAGCGCAAACCCAAUUAUCGCAGACCGAAACGACACGACUGACAACUCAAAACGUUGAAUUUGUUACCUGACUAGAGUUAGUGGAUUCGACCUCCACUGACUGGCAUUUUUUUUCUUUGGAGAUUUCCUGGGGUGGGAACAGGAUUGGGUGGAUUCAGGCCAAAGAGGAAAAGCGCCUUGUUAAAGCGAAAGGGAAUUUUGGAGCUAAAAAAUUGGCGCCAUGGAUCCACGGCAUCCGCCCAAGCUUCCCUUUUCGCCGUCGCCAUACGCUAUUGUUUCUCCUUUCCCUCAAGUUCCAGUUCCAGUUCCAAAUCCAGCUCCAUUUUCCGCUUCUCCAACAACAACAAAACAACCAUCGUCAACACCAAACGGCGUCAUUACGAUCCCUUCUGCUGGUAGCGCCUCGGCCAGCGCGACAACGGCCGUAUUCUAUCCCCUCGCCUCACCUACUCCGCAUUCUUAUCGAGUCGCGCGCGCCGAAUCUUUUCAUCAUCCUCAUGUUGAGAAUUUGAGCCCCGAUCAAAACCUUGCGUAUGCCGCUCCUCACAGUUUGGCCCAACGACGACCCUCCGACACCUCGAUUUAUACUCCAACGAUCCGCCAUACAAGCCACGAAUCAAAUCACGCGCGUUUCCAAAGCUCUACAGCCAUUAACUCUCUCCGAACUCUCAAUCGCGAAAUGCCCCCUCCGACGUCGCCUCCUCAACCGGGGGCGAAACCGCCGCAAACUCAACAGGCGCACAGCAUGAUGGGCUACGGUCCACCUCCUCCGCAACCUGGUCCUCCUGUUGCUGUCGGUCCCCCGAUGUCUUUUCCUUCAGGUCGCGAACUUCCUGCCCUCGGCGCGCUGGCGAGAUCAGGCAGCAGUAACAGCUCCAUGUCGAUAUCGUCAAUGUUGGGCGGCCCACCUCCAGCCAUGCGCGAAUCGCAACCUCCGCCAUCGCAUUAUCCGCCUCAUUCUGGGCCACCAGUCUCUGGUCCUGGCUUCGCGACUGCAGUACAUGCUUCACCGCGAAUGCACUCUGCAACUUCCAACUACCCGCCAUUUCGUCGACCUCAAACUCCCGAUCAUCAGCGACCUUACGAGCCCAGAAACUCACCGCCUGGACACUAUCCCACACCCGAAGUCCCACGCUACAGCACACCUUCUGCCUAUUCAAGGCACCCCUCAGGCUCUGCAGAUCAUGCAAGAGAACCUGGCAGGUUACCACCGGGGCCCCCUCCAAGGCCGAGCAGCCAGCCUAAGUAUCCGGGAAUGCCUCGACCGAUGGAGAUGGGACGACCGCCAGGGCCAGAAGAAGCAUAUGGACGACGAGAUGAUAUGGGCCGACCUCCGCCUGGCAUGGAAUACAACCCUGAAAGAGUUGGUUUGCGACCUAACCCGUACGAGGAUCGGUAUAGGGCAGAACGUGAGCGAAUGGGUGAAGUAGAGCAGCGUGAACGCGAAAGAAGAGAGCGCGCAUACUCUGGCAGCGAUUCGGGAAGACAUUCGAUACAUCCUGGUGACUAUGGACACCGCGAACCACCUCGGAAUCCUUUACCGUACGGCCGACCGCCUGAUCGUGACCCGAGGGACAUCAGAGAUCCCCGCGACCCUCGUGAUCCUCAAAAUCGCGACCCCAGAGAUGCACAAUGGGGUCGCCCAGGCCCUGAUCCCAGCUAUCGAGCACCUAUGGAUCAUCAGCGACAUCCCGAUUACCCCCCUGGCGCGCCUUAUCCUCCUCAUGGCCACUCUUAUCAAGGGCCCCCACCCGAUCGAUACGCGCCAUCCUCACAUCCGCCAGCUCAGAAUAUGCCACCUGGACCGGCACCUUAUGAGUCCCCCGAUCGAGCACGUAUGACUUUGAUUCCUACACAACAACCACAACAUUCCCAUCGAAGGCCAGAGGAAGGGCCUCCACCACCUACAAUUGCCUACAACGGAGCUCAUGGCCCUGGACAAUAUGACUCUCCCCGGCAUCGAAACAGUGACGACGCUUCAGCUCCGAACGGCCAGCGUAACUUGUUAGCCAUUCAGGAGAUGAAUCGAAAGGGUAGAAUUUCACCACUCCCACAAGCGGUACAGGGCGCGCAAUUACAGCAACCUGGACCAACUGGUGAGCCUGGAAUCAAGAGCGAAUUCGGUCGCAUGUUUGCGGGUAUUGGCAAUGGAGUCAUGGGAGUUUCAAGUCCCAUCGCUUCUACAGCCGUGCCUUUUACAAAUGCAAGUCUCGCUAAGCGCGAGGACUCAGAGAACAUAACACCCGAAUCAGGUACAGAGGCAGGAGGCAAGAGCACCAAAGGCAGAAGGAGAAAGCUAAAGGACGAUGAUGGAAAGGGCGAUGAUGAUAGCUCAGGACGAGCGACUCCAGCAAACAGGGCAAAGCGUCCCAAGACUCACCAGCAUCACCAUCAUCAUCAUCAUCCGCACCAUCAUCAUCAUCACCCAGCCGACUCCGCGCCAUUAACUGGUGCUGCGCCUUUCAAGAACUUCAAGACCGGUGCUCCCCCUGGCGAAAAGGGCCUACCUGUUCCUCAUCACCACCAUCCUCCUCGACCUAUACAUACACACCAGCACCAGCCAGCGAAACAAGCUGUGACGAACUCGGCUCCGGUCAUCCCUCCGAAAUCGAAAACAAUUAUAUCAUCAAAGGCUGUGUUGGAAUCCGUCUCAGACCGACCCAGGCACCAUCUUGGAGAUUUCAUCUACGACCCCGGACUGAAACCUGGGCGACUAGUACCGAGUACCUCUACACACCGAGCUUUUGCUUCCAACCCAAAACCAUUGCCAUGGGAUAUGAUUAAGAAUAAGGAGAAUUGUAUCCUAACAGUCAAGGUCGCACGAAUUCAUCUCUCGUCAAUCGCAAGAGAAGAGAUAACUUCACGAGGAUAUCUGUGGGGUACUGACGUUUAUACCGACGAUUCUGAUGUUGUUGCGGCGUGCAUCCACAGUGGUUGGAUCAAGGGAGAAUGGGCCGAGGACGUUGACAACUCGGUUUUGGAUAUUGAUCAGGGAGUCGCCGACAAGCGACGUAAGAAGCCAACGAACUCGACUGUCGACCUCGAAUCCGAAGACCUCAUCACCGUCCCUCCCCCCAGCGGACCCAUGUCGAUCCCUGCGCAACGCGAUCUGCACGUCAACGUUCUGAUCCUUCCUCGAUUGGUCAAAUAUUAUUCCUCCACGCGACAUGGGAUCUCUAGCCGAGAAUUUGGUGGAGACUACGGCCAUCGCCACUCGGUUCACGACGGAAUAAGUUAUAUGAUCAAGAGUGUACGAUGGGUUGAGAACGGCGCACAGCCACAGGCUCGACUUCGCGGCAAAGCUCGACGUGAGCGCAUGCGUAAAGCUAUGCGCGAGGUUAAAGGAGGCCUCGACAAUAUCAACGGCAUUGACCUCGACAAAGACAAAGAGGGACAAAUAAGAGGAGGAAUAUCUGCCACAUGGAGAAAAAAGGAGCCUGAACCAUCCACAUCGAAGAAUAAUGACCCCGUAGCAGAAGGCGACAAGGAGAAUCAGUCAUCUGCAAACGACGAAGGAGACAAAGAAAAGAGCGAGGCAAAGGCUCAGGACGUGGAGAUGGAUGAUGCCGCCGAAACUCCAGCCUCAGAGGAGAAGACGGAUCAAUGACCUGGUCGUCACGAUUUGUCACAUGUUCAUUAAAAGGCGUUGGUGUCAUUGCAUUGCAAGGCAGAGAAACCAAGGUCUUGUAACAUCAGAAUACCCCUCUUAUGAUAAUAACAAGUUUAAUCAGAAGGCGUUGGCCUUUGAGUCUAUGCCGCCCCGUCUAGUUUUGAUACAAUUUUGUACAGUCGCCACCACAUGUUGAACCCAAUUUCCCUUUUGUAGACACAGCUUCGAUGACAUUUAGAAGUCCGUAACUCGUCCAUUGUAAGACCAAUCGCCCUCUCCGCCCCAUCUCAAAGGCUCAUUCUUUGGCCCCCCAACCUCGCCAGUCUUGGGAUUCGUAUCACCCUCAAACUCAGGCGGCGCGCCACGGAACAAGCCAAUAUUUACAUCAUCUGUCUUUUCGGGCGUAGUCGUGUGACGAACCUGCGACGUGGCAGGCGUGGUGGCAGCGGCUGUGGUUUCUUCGGGCUGGAAGGCGGAUGAUACGGAGGCUGCGCGCUGGAGACGCUCGAAUUCCGCUUGUUGGUCGGCGGGGAGUUUUGGUGGUGAUGGGCGGGUUUGGAAGGUUGAGGAGAAGCGGGUUGUGCGGAGGGGGGUUAGGAGGAUGCGGCGGGGGAGAAGGCGUGACAUAGUUGCUUGUGUUUGUGUGUUCUUUGAGGCGUGGGUGGUUGUUUGGUGGAAUCGAGUAUGGUUUGGAUAUUGAGAAUGCGAUGGCGAAUUGAUAGAGGAAGUGAUGCAGAUCGGGGAAGAGACGGGCCGAGGUUAGAUUGACAUGUUUGAUCGGUCACAAAGUGGAGAAUGAUCGGGAUGAAGAGGUACGUAUCUUUUGGAGUGGUGAUUGCUUCAUUUACGAUUUAGAGGUGCCUGGGCUGAACAUCUCUGACAGGUCGCACGAUAAGAAUGGCUGAUUC
This is a messenger RNA of Fusarium odoratissimum NRRL 54006, 5035 nucleotides long. RefSeq lists its product as uncharacterized. The transcript has 2 exons. The record is from RefSeq and is a predicted model, not a curated record. Lineage: Eukaryota; Fungi; Ascomycota; Sordariomycetes; Hypocreales; Nectriaceae. Bases 738 to 4124 code for a protein of 1128 amino acids.